AUGCCGCAUUCCCUGCAUCCCAGCCCUCGAGCCGGUACUCCUGACAACGAUGAGCUCUCUACUCGGUAUUGGAACAUCGGUUUGGCGCCGGAGCUGUGGACGAAGGAAUGCCCCGAGUACCUCCUCGGCAUUGGCGACAAGAACAUUGGGAUCUUGUCAUUGAGGGAGGAAGAUUGUCACAAGAUGUCGUGGCCGGAAGUACAAGAACUAGUCGACACGAACCGAAUCGAUCGGUUCCAGCGGUCCCCAAGUCAACUGCGCGCAUAUUUUGAACACAUCUACCAGGUCAAGAAGCAGUAUGGUGCUGUAUCGGCAUAUAUCCAGCACGAGCUCCUACACUGGGACAAGACCACUCCCUCCAGCGACCCGCCGUUCGAGAAUCCAGCAGAUUACAAAAUCACCUACAACAAUUGGCCAUAUUACAUCGAGGAAGACAUCAAACAUCUCGUGGUAUGGACCAAGUUUCUGAUAGACGAGGACGAGACCACGGGCCGAGUGACACAUGACGCCACAGCUAGGAUUACGGCGCUCAUCGCCAGGACAUUCUGUGCGGAGGAGCAAGGGACGGGGCACAAGGUGAAUAGAGACCAGAUCGUGUGGUUUAAGAACUGGAAGAGCUUGAAAAGCGUCCAUGCACUAGGACAUCGAUCUUCAUCUGCGUCCGAGGAGAGUCGAGAUCAGGUCGAAGGUGAAGACACCACCGUUGUCGAGCCAGAACAGGGAAAUGUUCUAUCACACAUCAUUUCUCAGCUACGCCCGGGCGCAGACCUGUCCCGGGUCACGCUGCCGACUUUUAUUCUGGAGCCAAGGUCGAUGUUGGAAAGAAUAACAAACUUCAUGGCUCAUCCCGACACGCUCCUUCCCAUGCCCGAGGUCGAAGAUCCUGUAGAACGAUUCGUUGCUGUGGUGCGCUUUUAUUUGAGUGGAUGGCACAUUAGACCUCCUGGCGUGAAGAAGCCAUUGAACCCCAUACUCGGCGAGACGUUCACCUGCUACUGGGAUUAUCCGGACGGGACGCGAGGUUAUUACAUCUCAGAACAAACCUCACACCAUCCUCCCAAGUCGUCGUACUUUUUCAUGGCCCCUCAUCACCAUAUCCGAGUGGAUGGCACGUUGAAGCCCCGAAGCAAGUUCCUUGGUAACUCCGCGGCCAGCAUGAUGGAGGGCAUAUCGUAUCUGAGGUUAACAAAUCGAGGAAAGUCGAGAGGCGGUGAAAAAUAUAUUUUGACACAGCCCAACAUGUACGCUCGAGGAAUCCUCUUUGGCAAGAUGAAAUACGAAUUGGGCGACCAUUCCUAUGUUCGGUGUCCUGAGAACAACCUGAGUGCCGACAUCGAAUUCAAGACCAAAGGCUGGGUUGGAGGCACAUAUAAUGCUGUCGGCGGGACCAUCAAAAACGAUCAAACCGGUGAGGUGCUUUUCGAGCUCUCCGGGUUAUGGUCAGGGGAGAUGUUCAUCAAGGACACCAAGACGGGACGGAAAAGGCCUUUCUUCGAUGCGACGCACGCAAAACAUUCUCCGCCUCGAACACGGCCCCUUGAGGAGCAGGGCGACCGAGAAUCUCAGAAACUCUGGUAUAACACGGUCCAGGCUGUCAAAGCGGUGGACCACGAGAAGGCUACCACCGAGAAGGCCAAGAUCGAAGACCGUCAAAGAGAGGAAGCUAAACGAAGAGAGGAGCUGGGAGUUGAAUGGCAACCGCAGCUGUUCCGGAGGGUCGAUGCCAGAAAGGGUGGUUUGGAAGAAGGGGAAGAAGAUCUCGAAUGGAUUAUCCAUGCUUCACUGGAGUCAAACAAUCCCAAAGAGUUGGAAGACAAGAUUCUUUCCAUCGCACCGAUUCUGCCUGGUCAAGGGAAGUAUGACGCGCCGGACCCCUUGCAUCAUCACCACACUGCCAAAGCCCCGGCAGAAACGCCAGCGCAGCACCAGAGGCCUCAAUCUGAUGCGCAACCGACGGAUAACCUAAUUGACUUCGACCCCAAGCCGGCCACAGCAAAAGAAGGCGUGGCCGGAAAUUCAGUAUACUCCACCUCCAAUGCUCAGCAGAGUCCAGUGCAUCAGGCCACAACUAUUAAUGCGCCGGCUGGCAAUCCUCCAAAGACUGCCAAUCUGAUGGACGAUGAUGAGGAUGUCUCCCAUAUGAAUACCCAGAUGUCAAAAAUCAACAUGCACGAAACCAUGGUACCGCACGGGCAGGCGCCAUUGAAGAGAGCAGACACGGAGACCAGUGACGUGGACGUGUUUGUGGAUGCCGAGGGGUGA
Molecule: messenger RNA, 2262 nt
Organism: Capronia epimyces CBS 606.96
Lineage: Eukaryota; Fungi; Ascomycota; Eurotiomycetes; Chaetothyriales; Herpotrichiellaceae
Exons: 8
Coding region: 1-2262 (753 amino acids)
Cellular component (GO): intracellular membrane-bounded organelle; cortical endoplasmic reticulum; cytosol
Molecular function (GO): sterol binding
Source: RefSeq, a predicted model, not a curated record